UUUAGUUUUCACCACCCAUUGCCAAUCACCGAUCGCCAUUACACUUUGCUUGUCCUUUACGCCAAGUAAUUACCAGACAUUCUAUAUAGAGGAUUUGUAACAGUCUGAGGAAUCAAAGCAGCUUAGAAUUUUCAGUAAUGGAUGCCAAAUCUUUAACUGCAAUUGCUAAAUCCAGAGGGACAAUCUGCAGGCUGCCCUUUACGCAAAUUGGCACGAAGAAGAACAUGAGACGAUUUGCUGUCAAAGCUUCCAGCUCUGGGGAAUCAGGACAUCGGAGCAUGGUGGAUGAAGAUAUGCUGGUGUUGAGAAAAAGGAUGCACCAGAUCCGAAUGGAGGAAAUAAAUUAUAUUCCUCCACAGCACUGGAUGGAGUGGGAAAAGAAAUGGUAUCCAACUUAUGACUCAGAUAUAUGUUCUUCCCUGAUGUGGUUGCAGAAUAGGCUCCUUAAUACAAGACCUAGCGUUACAAUGGCUGUAAUGGCUUUAUUCUUCUUCAGUGUCCCAGCAUCUCUCUUGCUUUUUCUAAUGGAAUCCACUCAAUUGAUCAGUAAUUUGCAUGUAUAGCCUUAGAAAUCUUGUACUGCAAAAUUUCUGCUUAUCCCUUGGACUUUUAUGUAAACUUUGCUUAUGAAAUGUCAUUUUAUGUACUACCUUUAUUCUGGAUUA
This is a messenger RNA of Cryptomeria japonica (Japanese cedar), 665 nucleotides long. RefSeq lists its product as uncharacterized. Bases 138 to 563 code for a protein of 141 amino acids. NCBI's taxonomy places the organism in Eukaryota, Viridiplantae, Streptophyta, Pinopsida, Cupressales, Cupressaceae. The record is from RefSeq and is a predicted model, not a curated record. The transcript has 2 exons.